This is a messenger RNA of Leptopilina boulardi, 1547 nucleotides long. RefSeq names its product nucleoside diphosphate kinase 7 (gene nmdyn-D7). The record is from RefSeq and is a predicted model, not a curated record. The transcript has 10 exons. Bases 183 to 1322 code for a protein of 379 amino acids. Gene Ontology annotation, cellular component: centrosome. Gene Ontology annotation, molecular function: ATP binding; nucleoside diphosphate kinase activity. Lineage: Eukaryota; Metazoa; Arthropoda; Insecta; Hymenoptera; Figitidae.
UUGUCAUUGACUAGCGUUGUCGUAACCAUAGAAACAAAAUAAAAUAAGUUACUAACCGAAAUGUUUUGAUUGUUUCUUUAUUUUUCGUUUUUUAAUAAUUAUUUUAUAGUUAAAUAGAAACACUUUUAAACUUUAUUUUUUAAAAACAUAAAUUGCAGCAAUUCAUUUCCUUGGUAAUAAAAAUGUCAACAGAUUCUGAAAGAUAUGUUUUUGAAGCGGAAUGGCACGAUAAAGUGGCUUGCAUUACUAGAAAUUUUUUAUUAUAUUAUUAUCUCUCCGAUAAUUCCGUAGAACUGUACGAUUUAAAAACAAGAAAAACCUUUUUAAGAAAAACAAAAUGCGAAGGAGUUGAUGAAUCAAAUUUUUAUGUUGGAGCAGUAGUUACAAUUUUUGCACGAAGUAUGAAACUUAUUAGUUUCGCUGAUUUUUCUACUAAAACAAGAGUGUUACACAAAAUUCAAAAGACACUUGGAAUUAUAAUGCCAGAGCUUCAUGAUAAAAUUGGAGAAAUAUUAAAACGAAUAUUAGCUGAAAAUUUUAAAAUUGGAAAUUUAAAAAUGGUACAUUUAUCAAGAGAAGAUGCGAUGGAUUUUUUCAGAGAAAAGGGAGAUAACUCAACAUUGAUGUUAAGUCGUAUAACUUCCGGACCAAUUAUUGCCCUUGAACUUUUGGGACAAGAUUGUAUUUCCCGUUGGCUGGAACUAAUAGGUUCUAAUGAUAUUUCUGAGAUUCGAGAAACAGAUUCUCCAUCAUUAAGUGCUUUUUAUGAAAAAUAUGCUGGCGAAAAUACAUUUUACGGUUCUAUUAGUGAAACAGCUGAUCAGGAUAUAAAAUUUUUCUUUCCUGAUCCAAAGAGCGAAAAAAGAGAAUUACCAAAUACAUCAACAAUCAAAGAUUGUACUUGUUGCAUUAUUAAACCUCAUGCUGUGCAGUCCAGGCUUGAAGGCGAUAUAAUUGACGAAAUAAUAAAAAAUGGCUAUCUUAUCACUGCAAUGCAACUAUUUCACGUGGAUCCAGUAAAUGUUGAAGAGUUUCUUGAAGUUUAUAAAGGAGUUCUUCCUGAUUAUGGGGCCAUGGUUGCGGAAUUACAAUCAGGACCUUGCAUUGCAAUGGAGAUAAAACAUAAAGACGAGAGUGUUAAUGUUCCAGUGGAAUUCAGAAAAUUCUGCGGUCCCAUGGAUCCAGAAAUUGCUAAACAUGUCAGACCCGACACGUUACGUGCCAAAUAUGGAAAAACAAAAGUUCAAAAUGCCGUUCAUUGCUCAGAUUUGCCAGAAGAUGGAAUAUUAGAGGUGCAGUAUUUUUUCAAGAUCCUUAGCUAAAAAUCAGGCAAGUUGCAUAAUAUUAAGAAUAAAUUAUUUUAAUAAUCAUAAUAUACAAAGUACGAUUACAUUUAAAAAAUAUGGAAAGAAGAUUUUUUAUAUAUAUAUAAAUUAGAUUUUAAAACAAUAUUUUGUAAAAUUGUUUAAAAAAAAUUUUUUUUUGUAAAAAAAAAUGUAUUUUUAUUAGUUAUCUAUAAAAACUUUUAAAAAGUGUCACGAUGGAAA